Molecule: messenger RNA, 1155 nt
Organism: Vanessa tameamea
Lineage: Eukaryota; Metazoa; Arthropoda; Insecta; Lepidoptera; Nymphalidae
Product: gustatory receptor for sugar taste 64a-like
Exons: 8
Coding region: 10-1155 (381 amino acids)
Biological process (GO): detection of chemical stimulus involved in sensory perception of taste; sensory perception of chemical stimulus
Cellular component (GO): membrane
Molecular function (GO): taste receptor activity
Source: RefSeq, a predicted model, not a curated record
CUACCAACCAUGACCACAGUUUUCAUGAUCGCUCGUUGGUUUGGAAUUCCGACGUAUGGAGGUAGCUUUUUCCUGUACUGGGCUUUGAUUAUCUUGACGAUGCUGACUGCUAUAGACGCUGCAGCCAUUUGGAAGCUAGUUCAGUUGCUAAGUGGAAUAGCGGCAAAUAACACAAAUGGACAAGUAAUGGCUCGCCUAUCCGGAUUAAUAUUUUAUGGAAAUGCAUUGUUCUCGUUGAUGCUCUCAUGGAAAUUUAUUAAUAAAUGGAAAACUCUUUCUAUUGAUUGGCUAAGAUUAGAGACGGGUGAAAUUACUUUUCCGCCUGACGUAACUAUCAGAAGACGCGUCAUGUUGGUAGUAAUACUUGUGGCGUUAUUUGCAAUUGCGGAACAUACUUUAAGUAUGAUAUCAGCUACGGGCUUAGAUUGUCCUGCUAAUGAAUACUUCGAAAGAUACAUUUUAUCUUCUCACGGAUUUUUAUUAAAAACUUACGAAUAUACUCUUUGGCUGGCAAUACCAAUAUUUAUUAUGAGCAAAUCAGCGACAAUCCUUUGGAAUUUUCAAGAUUUGAUCAUCAUUUUGAUAAGCAUGGGAUUAACGUCGAGGUACUACAGAAUGAAUUCGUUCGUCAAAUACGUCAUUAAAUACGAGAAACGUGCCGGGAAAGUUAAAAAGUUUGGGACUGAUUACUGUUUCCAAGCAAAUACUUGGUGUAGGAUCAGACAGGCAUACGUGCAGCAGGCAGCGUUAGUUCGAAAGAUCGACGAAGACCUGGGACCUCUAGUGUUUCUCUCCAACUUGAAUAACUUGUACUUCAUCUGUUUGCAGCUGUUUUUGGGUAUUAGACGUAUAGACGGAACAUUAAUCAACAAAAUAUACUACUUCUUUUCCUUGGGAUGGCUCAUCUUACGCGCGUCCAGUGUGGUGCUCUCCGCUGCAGAUAUUAGUUUGCAUUCGAAGCGAGCCUUGCCCUAUUUGCAUUCCUGUCCAAGUUCCGCCUAUAAUAUAGAGAUCAAACGGCUGAAAGACCAAUUGAGUCACGACGUUAUAGUUUUAAGUGGAAUGGGAUAUUUCUAUUUGGAUCGACAAAAACUUUUACAGGUCGCAGCUGUCAUUGUCAAAUAUGAAUUAAUUUUACUACAAUAUGAUAAUUAA